Molecule: messenger RNA, 312 nt
Organism: Cercopithifilaria johnstoni
Lineage: Eukaryota; Metazoa; Nematoda; Chromadorea; Rhabditida; Onchocercidae
Source: the annotation of a GenBank genome assembly
AUGAAAUCAAUUUUGAAAAAGCGUGAUGUGCAAAAUGGUGGUGGUGCAUCAUCACCAAUGAUUAAUCGUAGUGGAUGUAAUUCCGUCGAGGAUUGGUCAUUAGUUCAAUCAUCAAACCGGGCAACAACACCAGCAUUUCCGGUACGUCGAGAAACACCACAACCAUUUCAUCCACUUCUAUUUGAGGGUGCAAAAGAUGUUGCACCACCAAUUCAACCAAUUAAUAAUAUUACUUACAGGUCAUCAUCACCACGUUCUGUUUAUUAUGCACAAAGUCAUCGUACAUCAAUUUCUUCAACUGGUAUGUUUUAG